CCAGCACGUCCAGAUUUUCUGUAGCAGCACGCCCGACGGUGUCAAUCAGUGGCAUCGGCGCCGCCUUCUCUCCUCUCACCGGCGGACGCAGCACGGCGACACGACACGUGCGGGUGCGUCCACGGAAGCUGCCGGUGCCGACCUCCGCCAUCUCAUCGAUACAUCAUCCAAGACGCGCCUCACCGCGGGCUGCCUGAGUGAGCAGCGUGUGCCCGUGUCCUCCAUUUCACUUCACACCUUCUCUGCAGGUGCAACACAAUACCCUGGAAAUUGCACAAGGGCGAACAAGAAAAGUCUCCCUCCUUUCCAGUCACAGACUCGCUUCACUCCACUGCUCGCACUCUCACUCCCACUCUCGCUCGCUCCGUCGGCGAGUCCGCCCGCGCCGCGGCCAUGGCCGUGAGCAACAACAUCACGGCGUGCCUCAACUUCCUGGCCCUAAUCUGCACCAUCCCGGUGGUGGCCACGGGCCUCUGGUUCGCGUCCAAGCAGGGCGCCGAGUGCGCGCGGCUGGCGCGCUGGCCCGUGGCCAUCCUCGGCGGGCUCCUCCUCCUCGUCGCCCUCGCCGGCUUCGUCGGCGCCUACUGGAACCGCCAGGGCCUGCUGGCCGCCUACCUCUUCGCCAUGGCGGCCCUCAUCACGCUCCUCCUGGCGCUCCUCGCCUUCGCCUUUGCCGUCACCCACGGCUCCGGCGCGUACGACGUGCCCGGCCGCGCCUACCGCGAGUACCGCCUCGAGGGCUUCUCCGGCUGGAUGCGCGGGUACGUCGCCGGGGACCCGCGGCGGUGGGAGGGGAUCCGGGCGUGCCUCGCCGCCUCGGACACCUGCAAGAAGCUCACCAUGGAGACCGCCUUCUUCAUCGCCGCCGAGCAGUUCUACCAGUCCGACCUCUCCCCUCUCCAGGCUUUGCUCUCUGAAAUCAUGGAUCCAGCAGAUGUUUUGAAUGUCAGGUUUCAUUAUGGGGGAGAGUUCAUCCGCAUUGGUCCAUCCCUUGAUUAUGUUGGGGGAGAUACUGCAAUGUCAGUGCUUGAGAGGGAUAAGUUAUCACUGCCAGAGCUAAAAGGAUUUUUAGCUGAUCAUUUGACUGUGAAAGAUAGUAUGAAGAUAUAUUUUCUCAUGCCCGGGAGACAGUUAGUAAAUGGAUUAUUGUUUCUGCAUACUGAUGAAGGUUGCAUGCAAAUGUCAGAGCACAUUACUGAUGCAGGGGUUGCUGACAUAUAUGUUGAGUAUAAUGGUGAACAAGAUGAGCCAGAAGAAGAUGCUAGUGGCUCUGAUUUUGAAGAUGAAUUGGAUGAUCUGAUGGACAAUGAUGAUGAACCAGAUGCUGUUAUCACUGCAGAAGAAAAAGAUAUUGUUCAAGGCAAUGUGCAGGCAGUUAAUGCAGUACCAGAGCAAGACAUUUUGGAACAUAUCCUGGUUCCUAAUGAAAGUGGUGUGGUUACUGAAAUUAUAAGCAGCCCUGUGAAGCACAAUAUCAGAGUUGAUGCUCUUUCCCAAGGCUCUUUACCAAGGCUCUCAAGGUUCUGAACUAUGCAAAACCAUAACUAGUUUUGAUCUAUUCAUUGGUAUAUUUUGUUUGCAGCAAGCACAGACUGAUGCAUCAAGAUCUACACCUCCAGCAAGCUCUCAAGUUCCAAGAACUACAACUCCAUCUACUACCCAAGCUGCAAGAACUACAGCUGCAGCUAGCUCUCAAGCUGGUACAUCAAGCUCUCAAACUGCACCAUCAAGGUUCAGACCUCCCAGAAGCAUUAAUCCAGAGGGAAGCACAUCUACUGGGAGAGGAAGUGGAAGAGCAUCAAGGAGAGGAAGUGGAAGAGCAUCAGGGAGAGGAACUGGAAGAGCAGCAGGGAGAGGAACUGGAAGAGGAACUGGAGUAAUUACUGGAGCAUGGGGGGAUUAUUUCUAUGCAAGUGUCAAUUACUAAAGAUGUUUUCCUAGUACUGGAUAAGAUCUUCAGUAAUUGUAUUUGAUAGCUACAAGUGCUAAUAUGUGAACCUGUGGUUGCCUUUUGCUUUCACUUUAGAUCUAUGUGCAUUGAACUAUGUUUCUUUCUUGUCAAAUUUCUGGAAAUGAAAUAUGUGCACUGAACUAUGUUUCUUUCCUGGCAAAUAUCUCU
This is a messenger RNA of Triticum aestivum (bread wheat), 2119 nucleotides long. RefSeq names its product tetraspanin-2. Gene Ontology annotation, biological process: auxin-activated signaling pathway. Bases 394 to 1527 code for a protein of 377 amino acids. Lineage: Eukaryota; Viridiplantae; Streptophyta; Magnoliopsida; Poales; Poaceae. The transcript has 2 exons. Gene Ontology annotation, cellular component: membrane. The record is from RefSeq and is a predicted model, not a curated record.